This is a messenger RNA of Eurytemora carolleeae, 1903 nucleotides long. RefSeq names its product cryptochrome DASH. The coding region runs from base 77 to 1654 and encodes 525 amino acids. Gene Ontology annotation, molecular function: FAD binding; damaged DNA binding; deoxyribodipyrimidine photo-lyase activity. Gene Ontology annotation, biological process: photoreactive repair. The record is from RefSeq and is a predicted model, not a curated record. The transcript has 18 exons. Lineage: Eukaryota; Metazoa; Arthropoda; Copepoda; Calanoida; Temoridae.
ACAAAACCUUACGAAAGGCAAAACUUUCACACAAAUCAAGUCAAUGUAAAAUUUUAUCUACUUAUUUUACAGAAAAAUGUCAGCAUCGUUAAAGACUGCUGUCUACCUAUUUCGUAAUGAUCUCCGACUUCACGACAACGAGUGCUGGGUGCUCGCAAAUAAAACUGCCGAUUAUGUAAUCCCCCUGUAUUGUUUUGACCCCGCACAUUUCAAGAAAACAUGGCAUUUUGGACUUCCCAAAACUGGGGCCAUCAGGGCCAAAUUCCUUAUUGAAACUGUGAAUGACUUAAAAACAAAUCUGAAAACCAAAAAUACAGAUUUAGUUGUAAAGAAUGAAAAUCCAGUCUCUGCUCUCAAAAGUUUAGUGGAAGCAUGUCGUUUGUCGGCCCCCGUGACCUCUCUUAUUUACCAGAAGGAGGUCACUUUCGAGGAGGUCAAUUUGGAGAACGAUCUGAAGAAGUUCUGUGGCAAUCUCGAUAUAAAGGUUCAUGAAGUUUGGGGUUCAACACUGUUCCAUCUUGAGGAUCUUCCGUUCAAGAUUAACAGGGUUCCAGACACUUACACCAACUUCAGGAAAGAAGUGGAGGGACGAAGUAAAGUUAGAAGAAUUGUUUCUGAUCCUCAAGUUAUCAAACCCUGGCCCGAUUCUAAAAUUGAUGGUGGCUCAGUGCCCACUCUUCAGGUUCUUGGGUUAGAGGAACCUGGACUAGAAAAUAGAACUGCCUUCCCCUUCUCAGGCGGAGAAACAUCCGCCCUGGGUAAAACUAUAUUUAUUCUAGGGGAAAACUACUCUACAAAGUUCAGUCCCUGGUUAGCUUUUGGUUCUCUAUCACCCCGGCGGAUAUACAGUGAAAUCAAGCGGUAUGAAGAUGAGAGAGUGAGUAAUAAAUCAACUUACUGGGUUAUUUUCGAACUUCUUUGGAGAGAUUAUUUCAGAUUUGUCUGCCUCAAGUUUGGAGAUAAGGUGUUCUACAGGUCUGGUAUACUGGGUAGAGAUCAGGCCUGGAUCCAAGAUACAAACAAGUUUAAAGCCUGGGUUGAAGGCAGGACUGGAGUUCCUUUCGUUGAUGCCAACAUGAGGGAACUCAAGGAGACAGGUUGGAUGUCGAGUCUGGAUUGGAGGUUUGGGGCUGAAUGGUUUGAGAGUCAGCUCCUGGAUCAUGAUGUCUGCUCUAACUAUGGGAAUUGGAACUAUGCUGCCGGAAUAGGAAAUGAUCCGCGAGAGAACCGGAAGUUCAAUAUGAUCAAACAGGGUAUGGAUUAUGACGCUGAUGGGGAGUUUGUACGCACCUGGGUUCCAGAGUUACGUAAAAUACCAGGAGGAAAGAUCCAUGUUCCCUGGACCCUGAAUGAUAAAGAACUGACUUCCGCUGGUGUCGAUCUAGGUGUGAAUUAUCCUAAACCUCUGGUCCUAGCUCCGGAGUGGGGAAGACACUCGCAGAAAACAAACAAACCUCCCUCCUAUAGAGAUCCGCCAAAAGGACAGAGACCCAUCAAUGCCUUUUUCAAACCAGAGUAUGGCGGAGGCGGAGUACAGGGUUCAGGAGGACGUGAAGGGGGCGGAGUACAGGGUUCAGGAGGACGUGGAGGGGGCGGAGGAAAAUGGGGACCAGGACGUGGAAAAGCCCCUAGAGGCGGAAGAGUACAGUUCUGAUUUUUUGCUCAAGCACAGUGAGAACCAAAAUUCUAUGGAAAUGGAAGAUGACUUUUUAUGACUUUGAAUAGUCUUCUGAACAUAAGAAAUAGCAAUUGUGCCGUAUAAACACACCCAUUUAACAUCAUCAAGGGAUGUUUUAAGUAACUAGUCGUCGUCUUCCCAUUUCUCAGUUUUCUGUUACUUUAUGUUGUUUUUCAUUUUUUUAUUGUGUUUGGAUUUUUUAAAUAAAACUUUAAUUAGAAAUUA